This is a messenger RNA of Esox lucius (northern pike), 6378 nucleotides long. RefSeq names its product TRAM1 and TRAM_LAG1_CLN8 domain-containing protein. The transcript has 11 exons. Lineage: Eukaryota; Metazoa; Chordata; Actinopteri; Esociformes; Esocidae. Gene Ontology annotation, cellular component: endoplasmic reticulum membrane. Bases 200 to 1309 code for a protein of 369 amino acids. The record is from RefSeq and is a predicted model, not a curated record. Gene Ontology annotation, biological process: SRP-dependent cotranslational protein targeting to membrane, translocation; protein insertion into ER membrane.
GGGAGGGGACAUUUGACUCUGAAGUGUGUGCGUGGUGUUGUGUUUGGUGCAUCGCCUUGUCCUUUCUUCUACACGUGAAUUGCAAUUUACACAGUGUAUUGUCAGUUGUGGUGGCAGCAAAAGAGGAGAGUUUGCAUCUGAGUGUAGGGACAGUGAGUGUCUGAAGUGCUUCAGGGAGGGAGACCUGAAUUGGUCAACCAUGGGUUUCCGAAAGAAGAACAAGAGCCCACCGGUGCUGAGCCACGAGUUCGUUAUCCAGAAUCACGCAGAUAUGGUUUCGUGUGUGGCUAUGAUCAUUCUUCUCGGCCUGAUGUUCGAGGUGACAGCAAAGUUUGCCAUCAUGUUCAUCACUGUCCAAUACAAUGUUACUCAAAAUCUUGAAGAGGCGAUUGAGCCAGUGAAUCUCUACCAGUACGGUCCUAAAGACAUAGCCACGGUGUUCUUCUAUCUGCUCAUCGCUGUCAUUCUCCACGCCUUGAUACAGGAAUACAUUCUCGAUAAAAUGAAUCGGCGGUUGCACCUGUCAAAAACCAAACACAGCAAGUUCAAUGAAUCGGGACAGCUUGCUGCAUUCUACUUAUUCUCCUUCAUCUGGGGCUGCAGCAUCUUAACAGCGGAGGAAUUUGCAACAAAUCCUACUUUUUUAUGGGAGGGCUACCCACACAGCCACAUGGUCUUUCAGGUGAAGUUCUUCUAUAUUUGCCAAAUUGCCUACUGGCUCCACGCCCUUCCUGAGCUGUACUUCCAGAAAGUGCGAAAGGAGGAUAUACCCCGCCAGCUGUAUUACAUUUGCCUUUACGUCUUCCACAUCACUGGUGCCUACAUCUUAAACCUCCACCGUCUAGGCCUAGUGCUGCUGGUGCCUCACUCCCUGGUGGAGCUCCUCUUCCACGCCUCACGGCUCUUCUACUUCAGUGACGAGAACAAGCAGAAGGGUUUCACUCUGUGGGCGCUACUUUUCGUCAUCGCUCGCCUCCUCACCCUCACCCUUUCUGUCCUGACUUUCGGCUUCGGACUGCCCCGGGUACAGAACCAGGGAUUCUCCCUGGCAGAGGGCAACUUCAAUGUGCUCACUGUUAGGAUGACAUGCCUCGCUGCCAUUUGCCUCACGCAGGCCUGGAUGAUGUGGAAAUUCAUCAACUUCCAGCUAAAGAAGUGGAGGGAGCACAGCCAGAGUCAGGCCACCAAGAAGAAGGCUGUUAGCCCAAAGAGCAAGCCCCACAAGAAGGAUCCAACACGGGGAGGUUCUGCCAACGGUGUGUUGAAGUCUGACGACAAGACAUCCCCCCGUGCCAGAAAAACCUUGUAGAGAUGGAGGGAUGGAGCAGAGAACUGAGGGGGCUUCUUUCAAUGUGACAUUCUGUCUUUUCACCACAUUAAUCAUGUUUUUUCCCAAAACAACCACUUAAAGCGCACGAGGAAACCUUAACUGUGAGGUUAGAACAUUUCUUCAUGUCUUAGUUGGUUUUGAUGACCUGGUGUGUUUGUGUUCAGUUGUUAUUUUUGUGAGUGGGAUGUAGACAAACUAGGGGUUGGUUAAAUGCUUUAAGUCAAGGGUUCCCAAAUUUGGUGACCCACCAGUUGAGGUGAAUUUUUAAACAUUAGCCACAAAAAAUAUUUUGAAGGUAAAAAAAGAUAUACACCAACCAAAGAAUAAGUAAAAGUAAAUAGUGUCGUCUUCAAAACAUAGAUUUGGGGGUGGCAUAUUUUAAGAGCAAACUGAUUUAUUAGUAAAAAAUAAUAAUUGAUUGACUAUUAAAUUAUUUGUGAAAAUAGCAUUCAGUGGUAGGGCUGUUUUCAAUGGGUUGAAUUUAGUUUGUGCCCUGGGCAAAAACAUUUUACACCUUCAUCAUAUAAAAAAAUAUGUUAUCAGUUUUUGAGCAGAUUUCCUAUAAUUCUAUGAAUUUUUGCAGCUAAUGCUGUGGUCUUAUGCUCAAACGAUAUAGAAAAAUCAAUGGCAGUUUAAUUUUUUUUGUGUUUGUAAAUUCUUAAAGAUUAUACAUUAUAUUUAAAGGGUAGCUGAAUUGAAAAACGAAACUUCUCUUCUUGAACUGGCUAUAUGGCGGUGUUACGGAGUCCGAAGCAUGUUUUCUAGUAUAAACAUUUACUACAAAGUGUAAAUAGGAUUUUAGUCUUGAAAUAAUUUUUGUCUUGAAAUCAGUCCUGUCCAAAACUGAAUUUUGUAACACUUGUAAUGGAAUUCACAUCACAAUGUAUAUGAGGGUUGGGUUUUGUUUUCAGUAAUGUGCAUUUACCCAAUAACAUGGGACGAACAGCUACAAUGAGCUGGUCACUGGCACAGUGAGAUACCUGCCUAGCACCCUGAACUUUAACAUAAGUUGCAAAUGUUUCUACUUAAGAAAUACUGCACCAAACACCUUACCUUAUGACAACCUGAUAUCCUCUGCACUAUUCGUUCAAAAUUUUAGUCUGUGACUCCUUCCAUUUGCAGUUGUUUAGGUGAUGUCAAAAUCAGGGAUGUUGUAUGAAACAAAAGUUAUCAACAAUUAGAUCAUCUUGAAGUAAUCAGUAUUGAAGCCAAUGCUGAAGUUUCUGAAAAUAUUGCUUUACCCACAUUAGUUCUGCCAUUGGUCCAACCAAUUGGUUUUUGGGACCAAUUAGACAACCUGUUGUUUCUUCAACCAAUCAGAGUUUUUUGCAAGUGGUUUUUGCAGCUUAUAUCUUCCCUCUGGGAUGUUUGAGAUUUAUUUUGUUUAUUUUGAAGAAACGUUAGUGACUUCCUGAAUAUGAGGACUCAUAUUAAGGAAGUCAUGAAUAAAGACACAACUGCCUUUUUAAACUCAUGUUUUUCUUUAAUGAAUAAAGAAAAACAUACAUAAUCGGUGCCAUCAAUCGCUUUAAAAAAUAUAUACUCUAAGUCAAUAGAUCCUUUUUUGCAUACUUUGUUUGGUUUUAGCAAUGUUACUUUUACAUGCUUCCUUUCCAAAAAUGUAUUUAAGUAUGUACAAACCAAAAGGAACCCUGCCAAAGUUUGGGAACCCAAGGUUUAACUGGAUGAUCAUUUGUCAAAGUGUCUAUCUUGGAUAGGAAUUUUCUGUACCCAGUUUGUCAGUGUCUGUUCAGUCAAACCUGGUUUUAUGAAGAAGUCCAAUUUGCACAACAAGUGUGCAUUUCAGGAUUCAUGUUCUCGUCAAAAGCCUUUUUCUUAGUUUUUGUUUUUGGUUGAAUAGGGUUUCUGUUUCUGUUUUAUUGUAUGUAUUGUUACCUACCUUUGCCUUAUGAAAUCUGUGCUAUACAGGGGUUGAGGGCAUUGUUAGUUGUUAGUCAUUAGUAGCCCUGUCUCACAUCAGAUUUAUCAACUCACCAUGAGACAUCAUGUGACUCAACCGGUCCUUGUCCAAAAGUCUUAACUUCAACGGGAGAUGGUCUUUAUCCAUGCAGUUAUAUAUUUAGAUAUAGCAAAUAAUGCAUUGAAGUUGAGAAUUUGUGCAGGAUUUCAGGUGAAAUUUGUGUUUCAGUUCAGGAUUUCAAUCCCCAAUUUGAUUAUCUUCAUUUAUUAACAAUGCUAAUAAUUUAUACAUUGGUGUUAUAGAGUUGAGCCUAAAAGGUCAUGGUUUGAUUUUAGGUUUGCAUCUGCUAAAAGCAUUCAGUGGCCUUUUUUCACAUCCGCUCAAAGAGUUUUGAGUUCUUUAUUUCAAUCUCUUUUUUUAAUCAUACAUUGGCAACUCUAUAACCAGCAAAGACAAGAGGUACAAAGCGAAGCGCUUUCAGUCUCAACCCAAACGAUACAAUCCUCCUUUAAGUGUCCUUAUAAUGUCAGUGGCACAAGCCAUGAAAUUCUCCUCGGGUUUCCUUUUUUGUUUAUGUUUACCUUUUUUAUAUUGGGGUGUAUGGAUGCAGACAGCUGCCUCCAAAGACACUCCCUUAUUAUACUGUACAUCCCAUUCUCAGAUGGGAGAGGUGGGGUUGUGUGUGUGUGUGCAUGUUUGAACCAGUGUGUUUGAGCGUGCGUGUUUGUACCAGUGUGUUUGAGCGUGCGUGUUUGUACCAGUGUGUUUGAGCGUGCGUGUUUGUACCAGUGUGUUUGAGCGUGCGUGUUUGUACCAGUGUGUUUGAGCGUGCAUGUUUGUACCAGUGUGUUUGAGCGUGCGUGUUUGUACCAGUGUGUUUGAGCGUGCGUGUUUGUACCAGUGUGUUUGAGCGUGCGUGUUUGUACCAGUGUGUUUGAGCGUGCGUGUUUGUACCAGUGUGUUUGAGCGUGCGUGUUUGUUCUAACCAGUGUGUAGUUAUUCCUGUGAUCAUACCUACUGUGUGCGUUUAUAAGGGAGUGAAAGCUCUGCAUCAGUCAUGCUUUAUCGUCGUUGUUUUGUUUAUGGUCAGGGUGAUUCCAUGUGGCAUUAUGGAAUUCAACAGAACAAGUUUAUUGAUUUCCCUUGUUUCAUUUUUUAAAACUUUCUUUGUGAAAUUAAUUUUAAAAGGCUUUUGUAAUGAAGACAAUGAGUGGUAACUGAUUAUAUUUUAUAUAAAUUCUUAGUUACUCAAUGCUUUCAGCCCCUGACCUUUUCUUAAGUCCUGUCCUGUGUGAAAGAGAUUCUGUGACUUCUGUUUGCCAAAUCUGGGGUUACGGAUGUCGUCUUGCUCCACCUUUCCAGUGAUUUGGACAUUGCCAUUGGACAGAUGUUUACGCUGUUUUCCCAGAUGGGACAGGUUACCAGUGUGAAUAUGUAUGGAGAGAUUCCAGGAGUCUCUUGGUAGCCUGAUCUCAGAUGGUUUUUUGCUUUGCCACAUGACUUUCAUUAAAUUUGGCUGAAGCAAAUACUGAUCUGAAAACAGGCUACAUGUUUGGUAGGUUGAGUGGAAUCAUUUGGCAGGAAGUAUUUGAGGAAUCACAACUUAAGUUCAGUCCUUGUGCUGCUCUGUCUGAAACUUAAGUCGAAAGCGUGCAGGACUUCAGUUCUGUUUUUAAUCUGUUAGAUGGCCCUGUCUUAGGAGGAGAAGAGGAGCACUUUUAUACCAGCCUGUAACUUUACUGUGUCUCAUGGUGUUUAAAAGAAAGACUAUAUGAAUCUAAUGCUACACUGUUCUCAAAAUACUUGUCAGAUUUUUAAGCUAUUUUUAUAGAGUUUAAAAACACAAAAUAUUCAGUAAUAUUCAGCACACAUAAAUGAGUAUUAUUUUGCAUCUGUAUUGGUAUGAGUUGUUUUUAUACAUGAAAAGAUAAAGCUUGCUUCCCUUUAAGUCAGAGUGCACAUUUCAGUGCAAGUGAACUAGUCAUAGUUCCACUAUUGCAUAGUCUGUUUCUAUUACCGUGAAAGGACCUACAUUGUAACAGUAAAAAUCUUUCUGCUGUAGGUCGAUACACUGAAGGCAUUCGACUAACUUGGCAACGGUUGUAAUUACAGUGAAAAAGGAACACUGUAAAAUGAUCUGCUAUUCAUGUCUCUAGGUAGCUACGCUAAUGUUUGGUCAGCGAGUAUCCAGUUAUGUUUCUUUGUUUUAAUUGUUCUAAGGUGUAUCCUGCAAGGUCAUCCUACUCUCACCGUAGCCUGGUCCCAGAUCUGCAUGUCUGCUUUAGCUAACUCCUCCAGCAAGCUUGACCACUUUCGUCAGUGGAGUUGAUAAAAAAAAUUUUUUAAAUCAAAAUAAGAUCGGAUCAGGGACCAGGCUAUUUUUGCUCUCUUUACACAAUGUUCUGGUGAAGUAAUAAUUCUGAUUAAGGAUUGAUAAGCAUUUUCCCUUCAUGCUUUAGUAACUAAUUUGAUAUGAUGAUUUGUUAUGAUACACUGUGCUAGGAGGGCCUUAUGUUGUCAUCCUCCUUCAUCCAGUUGGGGACACGUGCUCUCCCAUCGGACUGGUACUCUUACUGCCUCCACUAUUGAGAUGUGCACUGUAGUGAAGCAUGACAAUGUAUCCCACUCGAUGGACUGUCAGCAUUUCCGGUUGUAGCACUGAUUUCUAUAACCAAGCAUGAACCUGGACUGCGAUUAUUGUUUGGGUUGUAGCACUAAUUUCUGUAACCUAGCACGUGUCUUGACUGCAAUGAGCAUUUAAUCUCCAGUAAGGUUGCAGUGUGCUGACACAAAAUGCAAAGAACCAUGCUAAUAGUUUAGCAAUAUUGGUUGAUAUUUAUGAUUACGAUUAUUCUGAAUUUACAACCUUUAGAUGGUAACUACCAUUAAUACAUUGAAUGAGAUGCAUACAAGCUUCAUAACAGCCAGGUGUUUCAUAUGUGCACUGUCCUUGGUUAGGUUAUUUCUGUGCUUGUGUCUAGAUAUUGCGAUGUGUUCAUUUUAUGAACUGUCUCUGAAAUGCUCUGGACUGUAUGUAUUUAUGCAAAACCUUGUGAUUUCUGUUUCAUUUUUCUUUUCAGUAUUUUUUUAUUUAUUUCCUGUUUGAGUAAAUCCUUUGUUUAUUAUC